GACUGAAUAUAAAGCGAAGCAGAAAUUAAUUCAGUAUCAUUUCUGUGCUGCGUCUCUUUGGAGAAGGACUAAGGAAGAAGCUAUUUGAAGUUAUUUUGUAAAAUGAAAAAUAAACUCAUAUUAUGUGGACUUUUCUUCGCGCUGCUCCAAGCGACAGUGUAUGGAAAACGGAAUGAGCCUGAUCCCUCCAUAAUCGAUGAGCCAUUGAAAAUUAACGUAGAUGCCGGGAAAGAGAGAGACAGUUGCAUGAGUUUGGCUAAAACAAUCGAAGAAAAGCAAAGUCUAAUAGAUGAUGCACUGAAUAGAAUGACAGCGAAAAUCGAAGCAAUGGAAGAAAGAAUAACCGCGGAAGCCAAAGCAACCGAGGAUAGGUGUACUCAACGAAUGACCGCGGAAGCCAACGCAACUGAGGAGAGAUGGAAUCAACGAUUGACAGAGGUGAUAAAAACAGCGGAAGGAAGAAUGUCUGCGGAAAUUACACGGUUGAAUCAGAAAGUAGUUGAGUUAAGCAACCAGCUUGCCAAAAAACAGACGUUGCCACACCUCAGAAACGUCCAGCAGAACUUGCUUGUGAAAAAAUAACUAAUGAUUUGCGAUCGAUUGAUCCCGUGACCUCGUUCAGCGCCUUUCUUUUUAAAUCUGACAGUGCAGUUGGCUUAUGUAGAGGCAAUUGGAUUGACAAACGGUUUUAUAUAACUGCAGCAGGUUGCGUAUCAACUGUCAA
Zeugodacus cucurbitae (melon fly) is the source of this 724-nucleotide messenger RNA. RefSeq lists its product as uncharacterized. The record is from RefSeq and is a predicted model, not a curated record. The transcript is spliced from 9 exons. Lineage: Eukaryota; Metazoa; Arthropoda; Insecta; Diptera; Tephritidae. The coding region runs from base 103 to 582 and encodes 159 amino acids.